AUGAAACCUCAAAGUUCUGCUUCCUCCCAGUUUCGUCGUGGGUUGAAAUUUCUCUCAUCGGAAGCAAUGGUUGUUGCAUCUCCACCGCCCUUCUUCUCAUCAGCUUCAUUUCAUCAAGAAACAAAUCCAUGUUGGAAAGUUAUUCAUUCCGAAUUAUAUAAAUUACAGAAUAUGGUAGCCUCGUGUUUGGGACCUUGCGGUCAAUACAAAUUAAUUGUAGAUCCUAAUCAGAAUCAACUCAUAACAAAAAACGGAAAUCAAUUGUUGGAAUUUAUGAAAAUUAAUAACCCCGUUAUGAAAUAUUUAGUUUCCUUAUUCCGCAAUGCUUGUAGUGAAUACAUGGAUGGAACAAUAUCAUGCAUCAUCUUGUCCUAUGAAUUGUUGGAUUUGAUCAUGAAUGAAUAUUUUUCGAAAUUUCAUAAUGUUCAUCAAUUGUGCUCGGAUCUGUACAGUUUUGGAGAAUACAUGUUAAAUAAUACUCGUAUCUUUGAUAUUCAUACUAAUGAUCGAGUGCACAGAGAAUUGUGCAUUCCUAUCAUCAUCUCUCUACAUCAAAAAAAUCAAAUGGAAUUAUUGCCAAGUAUUUUCAAAAGCUUAAUCGCUAAUCAAAUAUAUAACAACGCUAUUGUGAGCAAUCUAGUAUUAAAUUGGCUCAGUUUGGCAUCUCGAAAUUUUACUCAAUUUGAAACACUUUCAGAAUAUAAUUUGAGAAUUAUGAAACACAUUGGAAAAUUAGAAGAGAGUCGGUUAUUGAGCAAUACCAUCAUUUUAGAGAACUUGUUUAAUUUAAACGUUUCGUUUAAGACCAAGCCAAAUUUAUCAAUGGUGAGCAAGUUUUGUAUUAUGAGCUUAGCUUGUUGGGAAGAUAGCUUGCCGUCUCAAAUCGCUCAUGACAUGAAUACAUACAUUUCCAAGUUGGAUUGUCACAUACUGUUAUUGGUUGUACAAAGUAAUAACAACAGAAAAUCGACACCUAUCGAUCUAUCUCAUUAUCCUCAUUUGCGAAGAUUUAUUCAAAUGCUCAAUCAGAAAAAUAUUCUAGUAUUUCAAUACAAUAUUGACGAUAUUUCAUCCAGCAAUUUGAACACGCAGUCGAAUCAAGGAGACCAUACGUCACUCACUCUUCUGUAUCAUUUGAUCGAUUUGGCAGACUUGAGUGGAAUUGUUACAAAUCUACAAGAUGAAGAGUUUAACACGAACUAUUCCUGUGGUUCAAAUAUUCGUCAUGUGAAAAUGAAUUUUAAAAGAGGAGGCCAACAUUGUGAUUUAAUUAUUGAAUUCAAUGAUUCUCAGGAAUCUACUGUAGAGCUCAAUGAUUCUAAUUUACAUAACAACAACAAUAUCUCGUAUUUUACCAUGAUUGUCAAGUCUUUAAACCACGAAUUGUUAGAUCAAUUAGAAUAUCAGAUUCACAAGUGUGUGAAGCAUUUAAUUUCAAUCAUCAAAAAUCAACCACCUCAUUCGUCAUCAUCCACAAGUAUUGAACUUUUAACAUGUGUCAUUGGAGGAGGAUGUUUUGAAACACAAUUUUCAAAAUUCUUACAACAAUAUCGUCAAGAUUUGGAAAAUUCAAAUGGGAAUGUUGAAAGCAAUGAUGAAUGGUUAAACAAAUGUUACGAACCUUCCGAAACGUUAAAGUUAUUUUCUCAAGCAUUAUUAAGAAUACCCAAACAGUUACUGUAUAAUAUGAUUAUUUCAUCUCAACAACAGAAUCAAGGGCAUGACACCUUUGCACAACAGCAUAUUCACAUGCUCAUGCAAGAUUUGAUGACUGCUGGAUCCAUGAAGUAUAUUCAAAUUCCUGGCAAUCAUUCAACACCUAUCAAGGAAAUUCCCAAAACAUUUUUGAACAUGUUUCGUGAGAGUUCUCAAGAUACUCCUGUCGACAUAUGCGAAGAGGAAAAGGAACAAUUUAGUUCAAACAUCCCUCUCGAAUCAUGGGAUGUGAAAAGACACAUUGUCCUCUCUGCAAUUAAUGUUGUAGUGAAUAUUUUACGACUCGAUAGCAUCAUCUUGGACUGA
Naegleria lovaniensis is the source of this 2022-nucleotide messenger RNA. RefSeq lists its product as uncharacterized. The transcript has a single exon. Bases 1 to 2022 code for a protein of 673 amino acids. Gene Ontology annotation, biological process: protein folding. Lineage: Eukaryota; Heterolobosea; Eutetramitea; Acrasida; Naegleriidae. Gene Ontology annotation, molecular function: ATP binding; ATP-dependent protein folding chaperone. The record is from RefSeq and is a predicted model, not a curated record.